AACACAUAGUGUUGGCUACGAAUACUGAUACUGAGACAAGUUCUUAGCCAAACACAAACUCAUGUUAGCAAGUGGGCUCAAACAGACAUAAAGAAAAUACAUACAAAAAGGAAGAAACAACCAUGCCUUCAAAAACCUCACCCCUCGUCAACGUCAAAGCUCUCCUCUUUGACAUCUUUGGCACUGUCGUCGACUGGCGCUCCUCCGUCACAGACGAAAUCUCCCUUCGCACGUUUCGCAAACUCUCCUCGCAAGGCAUCUCACCCGCUCUGAAAACCCGUCUUGAAGGCCUCACGCAGCAGGACUGGGACCGCUUCAUCCAAGAAUGGCGUGACUCGUACGUUGCCUUUACACGAUCCUUCAACCCGGACACGGACGCCUGGAAGAGUGUCGACCAGCACCAUCGUGACAGCCUCGUCGAGCUUCUCGGCAAGUGGGAUCUGGAUGGUCUCUUUACUGAGACGGAGAUUGAGAGCCUGAGCCUCGUCUGGCAUCGUCUCACUCCGUGGCCCGAUUCUGUAGAUGGCAUUGCGCAAAUGGGACGCAGAUACACCACCGGCACGCUGUCCAACGGAAACACCAGCCUUAUACGCGACCUCGCCGACUUCGGCGGCCUCUCCUUCGACAACAUCUUCUGCGCCGAGACGUUCCACGUUUACAAACCCGACCCGGCAACGUACCUGGGCGCCGUGCGAGCGCUGGGCUUGCAGCCGGAGGAGGUCGCCCUGGUGGCGACACACCUCGGGGAUCUCCAUGGCGCGAGGGGCUGCGGCCUGCGGACCAUCUACGUCGAGAGGGAUAGGGAGGAGGCAUGGGGCAAGGAGGAGGCGAGAUAUGGCGAGGCGAAGACGUGGGUGGACUUGUGGGUGACGGAAGAAGAGAAGGGGCUGCUUACUAUUGCGGAGAAGUUGCGGGAACUGGAGUGAGAGCAUCUGAUGAAUGACGAAAAGCGAGUGUCUGUAUACAUGGAAACUACAGGUCUUGAUCGAUCUUGGAGCCGGAUUGAUGUUGUAGGGGUGUAGAGUCUAGAGAUCAGAGUCUCCAAUUUGCAUUAAAAGAUGACUCACUU
This is a messenger RNA of Trichoderma virens Gv29-8, 1069 nucleotides long. RefSeq lists its product as uncharacterized. The transcript has a single exon. Bases 123 to 926 code for a protein of 267 amino acids. NCBI's taxonomy places the organism in Eukaryota, Fungi, Ascomycota, Sordariomycetes, Hypocreales, Hypocreaceae. The record is from RefSeq and is a predicted model, not a curated record. Gene Ontology annotation, molecular function: hydrolase activity, acting on halide bonds, in C-halide compounds.